AUGGGUGGAACGGCCAACAACGGUAACGGUGGUAACGAUGGUGGUGGUGGUGGCGGUGGUACAACAUCGCCCGGCUCGGGGACUCCCGGUGGCGGUGGAUCCAACUUUACGCGCAUCCGGUCGACGACCCGUUCCACGAUGGCCAAAGCGACGGCGGUGCGUGUUUCGACGGGCAAAAAGUUUAGCCAACUGCUGAUCAUCACUCCGGCGGUGGCCAUCGACAGUAACGGGCACGACGAUUACACUGGGCCGUUCAAUUCUUCGUCGCUCGACAGUGGCUGUGGUGGUAGCAGCGAAGGCAGUCUGUCCGAUGAGCCCGCCAACGGUGCCGGUGGUGGUGAUCGGCGUAACAAUAACGCAACCCGCUUGCUUCCACUGCUCGGUGGCCGCGCGAUGGGCACAGGGGAUCAGGGGUCAUCGUCGCAAUCCGCGGGCGGCGCAGGCGGGACCGCCGGCGGAUGGCGCUGGUGUGGACUGAUUUGUUCCGCGGUGAAGUGUUUUCGCGCGGCAGCCGGUACAUCCGGUGGCGGCGGCAACCGACAGCGGUCGACGACCGGCAGCGGUGAUGAUCGACAGCGGCAGUACAGUGCCACGGCAAGCACCACGGCCGCGAUGCGGAACCCACGGAAGGGCACUCGGUUCAGUAGCGAUCGUGUUUACGAGUACACGAUCAAAAGUUAUCAUCCUCCGCAGCGUCCCCGCCGUUCAGCGGGAGACGCGGUCGGGAGCCGCUCCGGUUCGAUAUCUUCCUCCACGUCGGUAGCAGGAGGAGGAGCGGGAGCGGGGGCCACACACGAGGCCGACCAUGACCAUAUCAACAACAAUAGUGCGGCGACUACCGGCAAUGGGAACCUUUUGCUCAGCAGCUCCACCGCGCUACUGCCAGGGUCGUCGGGUGCGAUCGUCGUCACAACGGCCACCGGUGAUGGUGCCGCCGCCGUCAAUGGAUCGACCGGUGGGGGGGUACACGAGAGAACGAACAUCAUGUAUAAAUUGUGA
This is a messenger RNA of Anopheles cruzii, 999 nucleotides long. Its product is annotated as loricrin-like. Bases 1 to 999 code for a protein of 332 amino acids. The transcript has a single exon. The record is from RefSeq and is a predicted model, not a curated record. Lineage: Eukaryota; Metazoa; Arthropoda; Insecta; Diptera; Culicidae.